Messenger RNA from Aspergillus calidoustus, 432 nucleotides. Lineage: Eukaryota; Fungi; Ascomycota; Eurotiomycetes; Eurotiales; Aspergillaceae. The record is from the annotation of a GenBank genome assembly.
AUGCGCGCCUCUAUCCUCUCCAUGGUCCUCUCGGGCCUGCUUGCGACUGCGCUGCCCACCAAUGACGAUGCACCCCUUGCGAAGCGCACCGACUUUUCCGGCUCGAACGUCCGCUGCUACCCCGAAGACUACUGGGACGCCUCGAGAGAAGCAAUCGCAGAGGGAAUCGCGUACCUCCGUGGUGUCUCGGGCCAGCCGAGCGCGGGGCCCGGUCCUGGGGCUUGUGCGCGCGUCAGCUGCUCGUAUGCGAGUGCCAUCUGGUGGUGUAAUGACGACCCCGCCGGUAAAACCCUUGAUAGCUUCUCGAGCAUAGCGGAUGGUGCGCAGUAUAUUUAUGAUAAUUGCCAUGCCGGUCUUUAUGAUGGGAUUCUCUCCGGACAGGUGUUUCAUUCAACUGAUUGGAAUGUUAUUGUGAAGAGGGAGGAGUGUUAA